AAAAACUGCUCGACGGCGGGUGCUCCAUUCUUUUAGCGUGUUGGUAUGUGUCUUUUUAGGCUGAAUUAAGCAUCCUACUGAUGAAUUGAAUUACUGUGACAAAAACAAAUGGAUGAAAUAAAUCAAAAUGGAAAUGAUCGACGAUACAAGUGGUUUGUGGUUAAAAAGCGAACACCAAAAGCAGACACACAAAAAAAGAGUAGUUCUAAACUGUCGAUCGAUUCGAACAGAUGCAGAAAAAUUUUCUCCAUGCGAGAAAGAUUCCAUCAGCUAACUUCCGUCAAAGUGAACGCAUAUGAAAACGAAUUGGUAGCAAAAUUAUCAGGCAAUACCAUUGAAGAUGAUGAUCGUCUAGCAGGGAGAUCACCUCCAAUCAACACUGUGCGAUUAGUAAGUGAGAGACAAAAUCUGAGCACACCGAACUCAAUACAGUUCUUCCAAAACAUUAGUUUGAAUACAGAACCCUGCAGAAAAGUAUCAAUCUGCCCAGGAAAUUCAGCCACACAAAGUACGAAUGCAAUUGUUGAGACAGAUCAUAGAGCUCUAAGGGAAAAUAAUACAAAUAUGGAUUCGACGAUUAAGAAAAUGAGAGGUGAACUCUCUCGUUAUGGCUGGUACUGGGGUAAACUAAACCGAAAUUCAGCUCAAAAAAAAUUGGCAAGGAAGGAAAAUGGAAGCUUCCUGGUUCGUGAUUCUCAGACAGAGGAACUUUUCACUGUAAGCUUCAGAAGCUCGGGAAUCACAUUACAUUGCAGAAUUGAUUAUACUAAUAAUUUUUGGUCACUUUCUGGACUCAAAACUCCUACGAAAUGUGGAUCACUAAUAGAACUGAUUGAGGAUACAAAAAAAUCAGAAUUUGGUAUAAUUGGUUAUGUAAAACAAAACUCAUCGUUAACUCCACCGUUUCCAGUGCGUUUGACGAAACCAAUCAAUAGAUUGUAUGUAGUACCAUCUCUUCAGCAUUUAUGUCGAUUUACAAUUCGGCAAAACAUUGAUUUUAAGGACAUAGAUGUUUUACCUCUGCCAGGUAAAUUGAAAACAUAUAUAAUUGAGAACUUUUGGGAUUUUAGAAGAAGAAAAAAUACUAUCUGCUGAGAAAAGCGUCGUCUACAUAUAACACAGUCCAAUAAAAUUUCUGCGCAGGCUCAACUUGAGGGGAAGCAUGAAGUUUGGAGUCUCCAGAAACACGUGCGUUUUUUCAUUGUUUUUGACAGAGUACUCAUAACACUAACCUACAAAAAUUGACAAAAAUGACUGCGCAGGCUCAAUUCGAGAGGAAGCACGAAGUUUGGAGUCCCCAGAAACACGUGCACCUAGAAUUUUUCAAAAAUAGGCAUUAAGACAGGGCCGAAUGGUUUUUCUCCAAAGUUUGUAUAGAGAAUUAGUGCUGUUUGCUACUCCCACAUAUAGCAUGCAAUAUUUUCAACAGCGACGAACCGCCCUAAUUCACCAUACAAACUUUGGAGAAAAACCAUUCGGCACUGUCUAAAUACCUAUUUUUGAAAAAAAUCUAAGUGCAUGUUUUUCUGGGGGCCCCAAACUUCGUGCUCCCCCUCGAGUUGAGCUUGUGCAGUCAUUUUUGUCAAUUUUUGUAGUACAGUGUAAUCAGUCAUCAGUCAAAAACAAUAAAAAACGCGAGAUCAAAAUGCUAUCAAGGCAUUUUAUGUGAAUCGAUCGAUUUCCAAAAAAUAUUUUGUUUAUGUUUAGCCAUAAGCAAACAUUUUAUAAUAUUUUCCAAAACUGAGUUUUCUUUAUCUCAUUUGAUCACGCGUAUUACUGAAAAACCACAGACAAACAGACGAGACUCUCCAUACAAAUUGUCUGUGGAAAAACUAUCUGUUUUGAGGAUUUUCUUUGCGUCGAAAAGUAUAAUUAGCAUCGAUUAGUUAAGUAGUAUUGCAAUAGAAUAUAUAAAUUCUUCGUGGUUUAAUAUACGGUA
Molecule: messenger RNA, 1939 nt
Organism: Culex quinquefasciatus (southern house mosquito)
Lineage: Eukaryota; Metazoa; Arthropoda; Insecta; Diptera; Culicidae
Product: suppressor of cytokine signaling 6-like
Biological process (GO): phosphatidylinositol phosphate biosynthetic process; intracellular signal transduction
Cellular component (GO): phosphatidylinositol 3-kinase complex
Molecular function (GO): 1-phosphatidylinositol-3-kinase regulator activity
Source: RefSeq, a predicted model, not a curated record